CUUCAGAAAGGGCUGUCUUCCUUCAGAUGCAUCCACAGCGCAACAGCAUCGGGUCAUGGAGACGCGUCAGUAGCUUUCUGAAGUACGGGAGAGCAGCCUUAAACUGAAGAGCUUUCUACUGCUUUAGUAACUCACCCAUAUUCUAGGACCUUUUUAUCUUUGACUGCUGCCUGUUAAUAUGUCUUAAAUCUUGGUUCUUUGCUCGGUACGUUUGGUGACGCACUGGAGCAGAUUUCUUUUGGCACUUUCUGUUGCUGUAAAUUAGAGAUCAUGUUCCGUUUUAAUACUGUUCUUGUAGCAGAAGCACAUGGGCAUCAGGUCGGUCUCCUAUAGACAAAGUUCUGUCGCUUAUUACCCAGUUGAGGCUAAACAGUGAUUUCCUUAGUGCGUAAACUUUACGCGCGAACACCAAACCUUUCCCAACAUUUUUUUUUUCAUCUUCUCUUGUCUAGCUGAUGUACAAAGAGCUGUCACCUGUAGUUAAGCUGGAGAACAAUCUUUUGUCACUGUUUUUGUCAGCGAUACUUUUAUCCCCAGUCCAGCGCAUUAACUUAGAUAGACAGCCCUACCAGAACCCGCAGGGGGCUGUGAGAGCAUCGCGCCGGUGAGUGCGCUACUCAUUGCAAAGAAGAUGAACAUCCAGAUUCUACCAGAACACAAACUUUCAUCGGUCGCACCGCUGAAACAGUGCGAUGUGGAGAAGAAAGAGGUAGAAUUGAUACUGGUCAAGGACCAGAACGGAGUCCAGUACACCAGCUCCUGCAUUAUUUCCAAUCCUGUAAACCACGCAGGUUUGCCCGGAGCGCCUCCAGAGAGCGACCGAGAAACUUGGGGCAAGAAAAUAGACUUUCUCUUGUCCGUUAUUGGUUUUGCAGUGGAUUUGGCUAAUGUUUGGAGAUUUCCAUACUUAUGCUACAAAAACGGAGGAGGUGCCUUUUUAAUCCCAUAUACUCUUUUCCUGUUCAUUGCUGGGAUGCCACUGUUCUACAUGGAACUUGCCUUGGGCCAGUACAACCGGGAGGGGGCAGCUACAGUUUGGAAAAUAUGCCCCAUCUUUAAAGGUGUUGGCUACACAGUCAUUGUCAUAGCCCUCUAUGUUGGCUUUUACUACAAUGUCAUCAUUGCCUGGUCGCUCCACUACCUGUUCUCCUCCAUGAGACGUGAGCUUCCAUGGCUGAAAUGCGGCAACAUCUGGAACAGCAUAAACUGCACUGACCCUGAACACAUCAAUGGGUCUGUCCUUGGCAAUGGUACUUAUGCCAAGUACAAGAUCACCCCAGCAGCAGAAUACUAUGAACGGGGUGUGUUGCAUCUCCAUGAAAGUAGAGGUAUCCAGGACCUGGGCUUGCCUCGCUGGGAUUUAACUCUGUGCUUAGUUGUGGUUGUCUUCAUCCUCUACUUCAGCUUAUGGAAAGGUGUCAAGUCUUCAGGCAAGGUUGUCUACAUCACAGCGACUAUGCCGUAUAUCGUACUGUUUGUGUUGCUCAUCAGAGGCAUAACUCUACCAGGGUCCACAGAAGGGAUCAAGGCAUACCUUAAUAUUGAUUUCAACCGACUCAACAACCUAGAGGUAUGGAUCGAUGCUGCUACCCAAAUAUUCUACUCUCUGGGAGCAGGUUUUGGUGUCCUUAUUGCGUUUUCCAGCUAUAACAAGUUUAACAACAACUGCUACAGGGAUGCUCUCUUGACCAGCACAGUGAAUUGCAUCACCAGUUUCUUCUCAGGAUUUGCAAUAUUCUCUGUGCUCGGAUAUAUGGCUAAAAAACAUAACGUCAGUGUGCAAGAUGUCGCAACAGAAGGGGCAGGUUUGGUAUUUAUCAUCUAUCCAGAGGCAAUUGCAACACUACCAGGCUCAACAUUUUGGGCUAUUGUGUUUUUCAUCAUGUUGCUAACUUUGGGCAUUGAUAGUUCGAUGGGCGGCAUGGAGGCGGUUAUUACAGGUCUGUCAGAUGACUUCAAGAUCCUCAAGAGAAACAGAAAGCUCUUCACGUUUGCCACAGUUUUUGGAACCUUCCUCUUUGCACUGUUAUGCAUUACUAAUGGUGGGAUCUAUAUUCUGACAUUGUUAGAUAAGUACGCAGCAGGGACCUCUAUCCUUUUUGGUGUGCUGAUUGAGGCAAUUGGAGUUGCAUGGUUUUAUGGUGUGGACCGCUUCAGUGAAGAUAUUGAGAGAAUGAUGGGCUUCAAGCCAGGCCUUUACUGGAGACUGUGCUGGAAAUUUGUCAGUCCAGCUUUUCUUCUGUUUGUUGUAAUAGCCAGUACACUGACCUCAGGAGGACUGAAGUAUGAUGACUACACUUUUCCUUAUUGGGCCAACCUUGUGGGCUGGGGAGUAGCAAUGUCCUCAAUGCUGUGUGUUCCCUUAUAUGCCUUCUAUAAAUUCUUCAGUGUUCCUGGAACUUUCAAACAGAAAAUAGCCUACUGUAUCACUCCAGAACAUGAGCAUCAUUUGGUGGCCGAAGGAAAUGUGCGGCAAUUCAAACUCAGACACUGGCUGGCCAUUUGAUCACAAAUACCCAGAACUCUGUCAUCCAUCAUUUGGAUUUCCUGUGUGCCACCAAUGGUUGGAUAAAAAAGGAGAGCAGUCGGCUCCAGUUUCUCCCAGCAGCUGAUUUCCUCUCCCCAAGCAUUAACUACACAAUCCCUUUGAUGGCUUCAGGCACUUUCAUUUCAGGGUUAAAGCUAUUAGCAUCUGAAAGAAUUCCACCACUGCUAGUUUAAAAUAAUAACUGUCAGUCCUUCAAGGAAAAUCAUAUGGAUUUCUAUAGCCCUCAUUAAUGAUAGCUUUUACCAUGGUUAUGUACAGAUGUCUCUAUUACUUGAUGGAAGGGUCACAAAUCAGACUUUGAUCUCAUCGCCUUGUACUACUAUACAGUACAUAAAACCAAAAUGUUCUGGUGAUGAAGAUUCUGGCUAUUUAAUUAAUUACAGUAUUGAGAAACCUGUUGUUCUUUCCCUUCUGUUAGCACAGAGGCUUAUCUCUGUCAGUGCCUUAUUAAGCGAGACACUCCAUGUUUUCCACCAUCCAUCACCAAAAAGAGUCAACUGUGUUAACUCAGGAACCAACAGAGAUUAUAACAGUUUUAGUAACUUCUUAUUUUUGACUUAGCCGUUUGACAAUAACACCAUGAAGCUGCAUAAAAUCACCUAAUUAGCAAGAGUAAAGAAAAACAGGGCCAAUAGAAUAGUUGUGUUACACUGCAGAAUAUAAAAGGGAAUAUUAGAUGCAUGAGACCAAAGACUUUAAAGAGCCGUUUGAGACCAUAAGGAUUAUUAAGACCUGAAACAGUCUUAGUACCCAGCCUUUGUCUCAAAGACUAAGCUGGGACUUGGUCAGUGCCUACAGUAGCUUAUAACUUCAAUUCACCAAAACAGAUGGCAUUGUUUUUAUUGAUAGUUUUAUAUUAUGCAACUUUUGCUUAUUAUUAUUAUUAUUAUUAUUAUUUUGUGCAGAACGAAUAUGUGUGGCUUAUUCUGCUAAUGAACAAUGAAAAAAGGAAUGAUAGAAAGUAAGAGACAAAGAGAGUGGAUGUGUAUAAUGUGUUGAUACUUUUUUACCCUUUAACCUUUUGCUUGUGAAAAAUAUAUAUAUCAGAGGACUGAAAGCUUAUAAACACCUCUUUCAAUAUAUUGUAUAUCAGAUUUUAUGGUAACUGCGUAGCAGGGACUUUUAUGUUUUCAUUUUAAACAUAUAACUUUUGUAUUCAUUACAAUUAAAAUAGCCUAUAUUUCUUUUAGAAGUGAUGUUCUUUUACUGAUUUUUUUCUUCUCUUUUUUUACUAAGGGGAAAAAAGUUGAGUAUAACCUUUAAAAAAAUACUCUUGCUGAAAUAGAAUUAAGUCAUACAAAAAAAAGCAAAUAUAUGUGAAGUAUAUAGGAAUACAUGAUAUAUAAAUAUAUUCUUUUGUUACAUCUAAUCUUGUAUUUAACAGAUUGUUUAAAUUGUGAAAGUAAAGUAUUUUAAAUGUAACUGUCCAUAGUCCUAAAAUGUUUAAUGUUUACCUGAGAGCAACUAUUUAGAAAAAAAAGAUAUUCUUCAGUGUACCCUGGGCUACUUUGUCUAUUGAAUGUGAUCAAAUACACCCUGCCUGGAUCUCCUGGACCAUGUUUACAGAACUGUUGUGUACAAAACCAAUGUCCAGUUGAACGUGAGUGACAACUGUCUAUACAGAAGUCUAAAGUAUUCACAAUAUAGAAAUAAAAGAAAUAUUCUAU
Molecule: messenger RNA, 4215 nt
Organism: Cyprinodon variegatus (sheepshead minnow)
Lineage: Eukaryota; Metazoa; Chordata; Actinopteri; Cyprinodontiformes; Cyprinodontidae
Gene: slc6a2
Product: sodium-dependent noradrenaline transporter-like
Exons: 14
Coding region: 632-2506 (624 amino acids)
Biological process (GO): sodium ion transmembrane transport; dopamine uptake involved in synaptic transmission
Cellular component (GO): neuronal cell body membrane; presynaptic membrane; neuron projection
Molecular function (GO): dopamine:sodium symporter activity; norepinephrine:sodium symporter activity
Source: RefSeq, a predicted model, not a curated record